Molecule: messenger RNA, 6085 nt
Organism: Stegastes partitus (bicolor damselfish)
Lineage: Eukaryota; Metazoa; Chordata; Actinopteri; Pomacentridae
Gene: map2k4b
Product: mitogen-activated protein kinase kinase 4b
Exons: 13
Coding region: 497-1762 (421 amino acids)
Biological process (GO): MAPK cascade; protein phosphorylation
Molecular function (GO): ATP binding; JUN kinase kinase activity
Source: RefSeq, a predicted model, not a curated record
AAUCUAACAAGUUCUGAUUUUGGGAUUAAACAGUCAAACAGUCCAGUUUACUUAAACUAUUAUCAAGUCCUGAUAUAAAAACAGAACCAGGUGGGUCCACAAAGAAUUAUCUUGAAAAUGAUUCCUUAAAUGAUUCCCUAUUUUUCAUAAAUUUCUUUGAAAUGCAUUUUAAAGUUCGUUAAAGACCCUCUUGCUAAAAUAUUUUCAAAAAAUUCUCCUUCUAUGGCAUGUCUGCAAAGAAGCAGUUUGGGGUUCCAUUUAGCACCUUUAUUUUUCUGAGUGUGUCAAUUAACUGAAAGACUUUGUGACAAACACCGCGCCGUGCAGUCGUGAUUCGCUGUAAUUCCCACGGUCCCUGAAGGCAGCAGCGGCUCAGACGUGGCCGUGGUGCAGCUGCUGCGUUCAAGUGGCGCAGUGUCCCGUCUGGAGGCAGAGAGGGCGAAGUUUCACUCUCUGCAUUGCAGCCUGAGCGCUGCUGCCGGAAUCCAACACAACAAUGGCGACUCCCAGUCCGAACAGCAACUCCACAGGCUCCAGCAACAGCAGCGGCAUCGUAGGAUCCACGUCGCACCAGUUCCACCAGCAGACACAGAGCAGCAGCAUGCAAGAAACCAACACCUGCUGGAGAUGUCAAAAUGAAACAGGGUUUCAGAUAAGCCUGUCUGGAGUGCCCCAAAGUAAACGCAAAGCUCUGAAGCUGAAUUUCGCCAACCCUCCAGUGAAACCGACCUCCAGGCUCCCGCUUCAUCCGACAGCUCCCUCUUUCCAGAACCCUCACAUAGAGCGUCUGCGGACACACAGCAUCGAGUCGUCGGGGAAGCUGAAGAUCUCCCCGGAGCAGCACUGUGACUUCACUGCGGAGGACCUGAGAGACCUCGGGGAGAUCGGUCGCGGGGCGUACGGCUCCGUCAACAAAAUGGUCCACAAACCCACAGGCCAGAUCAUGGCUGUCAAGAGGAUCCGCUCCACCGUGGAUGAGAAGGAGCAGAAGCAGCUGCUGAUGGAUCUUGACGUGGUGAUGAGGAGUAGUGACUGCCCCUACAUUGUUCAGUUCUACGGUGCCCUCUUCAGAGAGGGCGACUGUUGGAUUUGUAUGGAACUCAUGUCUACCUCAUUAGACAAAUUCUACAAAUAUGUAUAUUGUGCAUUAGAUGACGUCAUUCCAGAGGAAAUAUUAGGCAAAAUAACAUUAGCAACCGUUAAAGCACUGAACCACUUAAAAGAAAACUUGAAAAUAAUUCACAGAGACAUCAAACCUUCCAACAUUCUAAUGGACCGAAAGGGUAAUAUCAAGCUGUGUGACUUCGGCAUCAGUGGCCAGCUGGUGGACUCCAUAGCCAAGACCAGAGAUGCAGGCUGCAGGCCUUACAUGGCGCCCGAAAGGAUAGACCCCAGUGCUUCCAGACAAGGUUAUGAUGUCCGAUCUGAUGUGUGGAGCUUGGGAAUCACUCUGUAUGAGCUGGCCACAGGAAGGUUUCCUUACCCCAAGUGGAAUAGUGUUUUUGAUCAGCUGACACAAGUGGUGAAAGGAGAGCCUCCCCAGCUCAGCAACUCCGAGGAGAGGCAGUUCUCCCCCAAGUUCAUCAACUUCGUUAACCUAUGCCUUACCAAGGAUGAAUCAAAAAGGCCAAAGUACAAGGAGCUUCUGAAACACCCCUUCAUUCUGAUGUAUGAGGAGCGUUUCGUGGACGUCGCCACCUACGUGUGUCGCAUCCUUGAUCAGAUCCCUGCCUCCCCCAUCUCCCCUAUGUAUGUUGACUGACUGAGUUAGCGUAGGGUCAGGGUCGGGGUGGGUGGGUGGGAGGUUCACCCAACAUGCAGUGGGUGGGACACAAAGCUUUGUGAUGCAACGCUUGACAUCUUAGCCCUCAGAGUUACGUAGGAUCACCUGUUCAUUCACACGUUCCAAAGAACAAAGGAACUAAGUCCUAAUUGCCCGGUGCAAUGAGAUGAAUAUUAAUAAGCAAACCUUUCCACUUUCCAUCACCUCAUUUUAAAACCUAAAAUAUCAUCCAUCUUUCACCCACAAAACCUUGAAGACAUACCAUUGUCUUAGUAAAAUGCAAUGCAUCUUUUUAUGUGAGGAAAAAGGAAUAGAGUAUACAUAUAUGGAAUAUAUAUACUUGAACUCGUUGUACACAAAUACAGAAUCUACCAAAUAAAAUGUUGAACAGUGACGCUCAUGACAUAUGAACAAAAAAAAAUAGCCACCUAAUGGAUUGUACAUUGUGGACUGUAUGUAUGCAUAUGUGUGUUCACCUCUGAAUUGUUGACAUGAUGUAUGCCGACAGACCUACUGUCUAAACAACCACACUCUUCAUGCAGUCUGUUGUGACCACCUUCACUCAAGGUAAAUGAAUGAGUAAUGCAAAAGUGUUUCUCUCCGGAAAGCUCAUGGAUUCGGUAGCGUGGCUUUACUUAUUUGCUUUUGUUUUUGUUUUGUUUUUUUCAAUAUGCAAUCUGUGAGAGUUUGUCUUGAUACAGGAUUGGCACGAUUGACAUUUCUCACAUCUAAUGCUGGCAUCAGUUUGUAUCUCUUGUCUAUUAUCAUUACGGUUGAGUCACGUUGCUUAGCAUCUGCUUUCCUGAAAUAUAAUUGUAUCUGUCGGUGUUGCUUAACUGCACAGUCAACUCGCAGACUUAAAAAAUACAUCCUAGACAUUGACUAGCUGUAACUGAUGUAAUAUGCCAGGUGUUUAUGUUAACUGGUAAAAGUCAACACUACGUAAAAAUCAGAAGCCUGCUACCAAAAUGUAUCCUACAUAGAUCUUUGUUAAAUAGGCAAAAAAAAAAACAAUGGUGUUUUUGUACAACAGAUAAUUGUAGGUGCCUUUUAUAUACCAUAACUAUAGCAGGAUAGUUAACUGCAGCCAAUAUUAUUGAUAUACAAAUCAAAUAAGACGUCACUUCCAGCUAACGGUACGUCUCCAUUCGGUUGGACCCAAGGCAGUAGAUUAAAAAUCUUUUAAUGCGCUGCAAAUAAAAUCUUUCAGUCAAAAACAAUUGUCAGCACAGUUAGCAUUGGCUAAAAUACGACACUGCUUACUACGUCUACCUGAGUCUUUGCUAGCAAAGACCGGCAGGCUGAGAUAAAGUGUGUAUGAAAAUGUCCAUUAGCAUCGGAGCUCAGCAAAUCACUAUAUUGUUCUAACUGAAGAGGAAUGACGUAUAACUUGGCUUAUUUUGUACAACACAAAUUAUAAAUAUGUAUAAAAAUUGUAUUAGUAUUUAAAGAAUAUCUGCUAAUGAAACUUAGAAACGUAUAAUUGACACUGUGCGGCAUGAGCACGUCGUGCCACUUCGAGCUAACGGUACAUCUUCGUUUAGUUGCAGCAAACUUUUUUUUAACAUUUAUUUUGGUGCAAAAAAUAAAUAAAAUUUAAAACCGGAUGACCAGACAGCGCAGUCAACUAACUUAAAUGAACUUAAAAUAAAAAGCCUGCUGGGUAAAUUUAUCCUCCAUAGACCUUGCAAAUGAAAAUAGGGCAAGGGUUUACUGUUAGCAUUAUGCUAUGUGUCAUGUGUAGCACUGGAGCUACUUGUGACAUGUACAUUUUCUUGAUUUAUACAAUGCAAAAGUAAAAAUUAGAAGACUGAAAUAUACCUAAUAAUAAUAAUAAUAAAACGCAUAAGCUUUUGGCUACCAUUGUACAAAUUAAACAUGUCACUUCUAGCUAACGGUACACUUAAUGUGUAGUUGCGACUCACAAAACAGGCUGAACAUUUUUUUUCAUUGUGUGUAAGUAUGUUUUGAUUAAGAUGGGCAGAAGAAUCUUUAAAAAAGAAAAGAGAAAAAAAAGUACCCUGAAAACUGCAAUGUGUCAUUAAAUGACAUGAUCAAUGAUUCAUUUCUUGGAAAGAAAGAUGCUUAGUUUUGUGAUUUAAACAGAAUGGUAACGUGUAAGAGGCACUAACUGGGGUUAGUCCAAUGCUACAUUGCCUGAUGUAAAGUUACUUUAGGACAAUAUGUCCACUGAUGUAAAUGUGUAUGUAUAUAGUACAUCUAAUCUGCUGUUCCUGACAGGUUCUGCCCAACAGUUAAGGCUCAUUCCUAAACAGAGAUGAUUAAAUCAGGUGGGGAGCAGAUAUGGAUGCUGGGAAAUGCUUCAAAAUGAGCCUUAGUCCUCCUUGGCAGCGGCCUGUCUUAGCACUGUACAGUUCAACUGCUCAUUCACACUGAUCACAGGUCCACCAUGCUGCCAUUCAAUGGUGAGCAACAGUAACUACAUUUUCAAAAGUCCUGGCGGGAGGUUCCUGUCCAAAAAAGAUAACUGUAAAUGCUGCUAAAUCACAAACUAUCCACUUCCAUACCAACCACACAACUGUCAGGAGAGGAGGAAGCUCAUUCCUCACAUAGUUACUGCUCUUUGACCCUUAAGGUCACCGAGGGCUCGGCAUGUUUCUCCGUGACUUGGCAUGUCUCUCUGGCUUGCACUGAUGAUAGAAUGUUUCCACACCAAACCAUGUAUUACACUCUGUGUGCAUUUCCAAAGUCCAGAGCGCAUUGACUCACCUGUCUUCCUUCAUCUGCAGUGAUAGACUAAAGUUUACCACACUGGGGCAGAUAGAGGUAAAGGGGAGGACGCAACUUUGAGACUAUUGAGAUUCACAUAUUGUCAUUCCCUCUCAGAAAGCCACGUCUACCAGGCGGGUCUCUCCCCCGCAGAAUGGAAGGACAACCUUCACACUACUUGGAGUUAGCUACGAAACCAAAUUGUCUAUAUGGAUGGUGGUCCUUCCACACAGGGACACUGUAGAGACCCAUGAUGGAAUAAAUACAUGAACAAAGCUACCAUUUUUAUUUUAUUUUUUUGUGAACAAAUUUCAUGAAAAGUUCAAAAUUAGCAGUGUUAAUUUGUCCACAUUUUCUUUGCCCUGUCUGUUGCUUGGCAGCCCCAAAUCCACUUGUAUCACAAAAUGACUCAUAAAUGCACACCGUAGUAAGGCUCAGGAAUUUCAGAAACCUGAUAGGCACUGUGGUGUGUAAGUAAACCCAGUAAACUCUUCUUGAACAGGAGGAGACUGUAAACUUGUUGGGGACAUUGGGUAAUUCCAACAUGGUGUAUGUAGAAUUGAAAGACAAAAAAUACUCAACAUGUUUUGUUAAUGGUCUUUUCAUAAGAUGUGUUGACAGUAAGAAUAUAUCCCCUUAAACCCUUAUAAUUAACAACAUAGCAAAUGCCAGUAAUAUGAAGUAAUUAAAUGUGAUUUAGUCUAUGACAUUAAUCCAAGAGUACACAGAAACAAAUGUGACUGUCUUGAUUUUGUCACGUGAUCCAAGAUCAGAUUGAUAUGUAUCUGUUAGAACGAUACUGAUAUUCUUUCUCUUUCAACUUGAUGUUGAAAAAUGCAUUCUUAUCGCUGAUUGAUGACACAGACUGGGAAAAGAACAGUCUUUCAUAUGGAGGAAGCUCUGAAACCCAAAAGAAUAAGCUUGAUGACCUCAUCAGUAAUCCUCCCUAUGACAUCGCAACCGCACUUAAUUUGUAAUAUCAAGGAAGUCCCCUUUAACAUUUUAUUUAAAGUUGACAACAUGGGCUCUACAUGUGUGUAAAUGUGGAAAAUGGCCACCAUCGUUGGUGUGUGUAUGGUGAGGGGGUGGGUUCAGGGCCACUUGUUAAAAACAGACCUGUUGAAUACAUGUGCCCUAUUCAGGAAGGUAAAACAUUACAACCAAGUUGGUGGAGAUGCAUUGUAGACCAGACACCAUUCUCUCUGUGGAGAAUUCUGUCAGCUCUGUUCUUUCCAUUUCUAUCUGUAACGCAAAAUGGUGCAAAUCCCAGAGAAAGGCCACACAUGGAUCGGUUUUGACUUCGAACUGUCUCCAGGUCUGUUCUUCUGUCAUGGGAUGUGCUUCCAGGAAGCUAACUUACCACUGGUGAAUAUGAAUCUCCAGGGUACAUGUUGUACAAAUUGCAAUUUACUAGAAUGUUCAUAUUAGAUUAUAAGAUAAUAUUAAGGGCAAUGAAUAUUAUAUUGUAUCUUUAUCAAGGGUUACAAAUAAAGUUCCCAUGGAAAAGAUUGAAAACCUGUAUUGUGUGCUUCUUGUGAAUUGGCCAUGAAUAAAAAGAUAAUGCCGAAAUGA